Molecule: messenger RNA, 1020 nt
Organism: Penicillium taxi
Lineage: Eukaryota; Fungi; Ascomycota; Eurotiomycetes; Eurotiales; Aspergillaceae
Product: short-chain dehydrogenase
Exons: 4
Coding region: 1-1020 (339 amino acids)
Source: RefSeq, a predicted model, not a curated record
AUGCCUACUUCUUAUCCCGAGUUCAACGACAAGACGACGGCCACUGAGGUCGCGAAUGAAUUUGCCGGCCAAAUAAAAGACAAGAUUGUGGUCAUUACUGGCGUUGGCCCUGAUAGCUUGGGUGAAGCUCUUGCCCUGUCUAUAGGCAGUCAAGGCCCCGCGAAAUUGAUUCUAGCUUCGCGUACCGAGUCCAAAGUCCAGCAAGUUGCUGUUAAAGUGCUACAGCUCUCACCUGACUUGCCUAUUGAAGUGGUCAAGUUGGACCUUGCCUCGCAGAAUUCUAUUCGUGCUGCAGCUUCGAAAGUUCAGAGUCUUGUUGACCAUAUUGAUAUUUUGAUCAACAAUGCUGGUAUCAUGACCCAGGAGAGAGAGUUCACAGAGGAGGGGAUCGAGCUUCAAUUUGGAACAAAUCACAUUGGAUCCUUCCUGUUUACCCACCUGCUCGUGCCACAACUGAAAGCUGCGGCUAAAUCCUCGACACCUGGAUCUACUCGAGUCAUCAAUGUUUCCAGUGCUGGCCAUCGGUUGUCACCUAUCCGCUUCCACGACUAUAACUUUGACGGAAAUGAUAUUCCGGAUGAUGAGAAACCCCCAGAGAACUUGCCUCCCAUGUUCAAUGCUAAGGCUGAAGGGUACAACCCAUGGCUGGCAUAUGGACAGUCCAAGGGAGCGAACGUGCUGUUCACUGUAUACUUGACUCGGCACCUGGCAUCUGAUGGCAUUGUCUCAUACGCUGUCCACCCUGGCUCCAUCCAUACGGGACUAAGUCGAAAGCUGAAUGAAUAUGACUCUGUGGUGAUGGACAAGACCAGUAAAGUUUGGCGAUCAGCCGACCAGGGAGCAUCUACUAUGCUCGUAGCUGCUUUUGACCCGGCAUUGACAGUUGUCUUUGACCCUACAGCUGUGUAUCUCAGCGACUGCCAGCUCGCUAUCGCAGCACCACCUGCUGUCAACCUCGAUACCGCCGAGAAAUUGCACAAAUUGAGCGAAGAGCUGGUUGGACAGCAGUUCCAGCUGUGA